This is a messenger RNA of Musa acuminata subsp. malaccensis (wild Malaysian banana), 4175 nucleotides long. RefSeq names its product kinesin-like protein KIN-12G. Gene Ontology annotation, molecular function: microtubule binding; microtubule motor activity; ATP binding. NCBI's taxonomy places the organism in Eukaryota, Viridiplantae, Streptophyta, Magnoliopsida, Zingiberales, Musaceae. Gene Ontology annotation, biological process: microtubule-based movement. The record is from RefSeq and is a predicted model, not a curated record.
GCUCGAUCCCAUUCCCCUUUCUCUCUCCGUGCCGCUCUACUCCUCAAUCCCGUCUCCAAAUCGAAACCUUAGGAGCUCCCAAAUCCUUGCUCUUCUUCGGAAACCGCUUCUCUUUGACUUUCCCUUCUCGAUUGCGUCUUGGAGCCUUGGAUUUGGCCGCUGCCGUGGCAAACUAGGGAUUUUCUUCUUGAUUCGGUUUUUUGCUGCGGGUUAGAAUAAUGCCGGCGGUCGUGGAACCUGGGAGCGUUGGCAGCAGGGUCAGGUUUCAAGAACGCGUGACUGACUCCGAGGCGGGGUCUGUGGAUGGGAAUGGUGAUCGCGAGGCCGUCACCGGCGGCCUGCCGGUUCAGAGAUUUGAGCUGCGGGAAGAUCCAUCUUUCUGGAAGGAUCAUAACGUGCAGGUCGUCAUUCGAAUUCGACCCCUUAGCAGCGCGGAAAUAUCUCUGCAAGGACACAACAGAUGUGUCAGGCAGGACAGCUGCCAAACCAUUACUUGGACUGGACACCCAGAGUCCCGUUUCACAUUUGAUCUCAUUGCUGAUGAGCAUGUCAGCCAGGAGAACCUAUUUAAAGUUGCCGGAGUGCCAAUGGUAGAGAAUUGUGUGGCAGGCUAUAACAGCUGUAUGUUUGCCUAUGGCCAAACUGGUAGUGGCAAAACACACACGAUGUUAGGAGACAUAGAAGGUGGAACACGUAGACAUAGUGUUAACUGUGGGAUGACACCUCGAGUGUUUGAGUAUCUCUUCUCAAGGAUCCAAAAGGAAAAAGAGGCCCGACGAGAUGAAAAGCUAAGAUUUACGUGUAAAUGCUCAUUUUUGGAAAUAUACAAUGAACAAAUACUUGAUCUUUUGGAUCCAUCCUCUGUAAAUUUGCAGAUACGAGAAGACUCAAGGAAAGGUGUGCAUGUGGAGAGUCUUUCAGAAUUUGAAGUUUCAAGUGCUCGAGAUGUUAUGCAACAACUUAUUCAGGGGGCAGCAAAUAGAAAGGUGGCUGCCACAAACAUGAAUCGUGCAAGCAGUCGUUCUCAUAGUGUUUUUACCUGUGUCAUAGAAAGCAAGUGGGAAUCCCAGGGUGUUACUCAUCACAGGUUUGCUAGGCUUAACCUUGUAGACUUGGCAGGAUCAGAGAGGCAGAAGAGCUCAGGUGCCGAGGGUGACAGACUGAAGGAAGCGACUAACAUUAACAAGUCACUCUCAACCUUAGGGCUUGUUAUUAUGAACCUUGUCAGCACAUCAAGCAAGAAAUCACUACAUGUACCUUACCGGGAUUCUAAAUUGACCUUUCUUCUUCAGGACUCAUUGGGAGGCAACUCCAAAACCAUCAUAAUUGCAAAUAUAAGCCCAUCUAAUUGCUGUGGUUUAGAGACACUAAGUACACUAAAGUUUGCACAACGGGCCAAGUUCAUUCGGAAUAAUGCAAUUGUAAAUGAGGAUGCUUCUGGAGAUGUUCUUAGCAUGCGUCUACGGAUUCAGCAACUAAAGAAAGAGGUGAAUCGCUUGCGAGGGUUGGUAAGUGCUGGGCCUGACAACACUGAGACUGAUGGUUUGAGUGCUUGUCCUACUGGAUCUCCAUGUUCUUUCAAAUGGGAUGGAGGGCACGGAUCAUUUAGUCCACUGACAUUUGAUAAAAGGUUAUCGCAGAGGAAGGAAUAUGAAGCUGCUCUAGUGGCAGCUUUUAGAAGGGAUAAGGAUAAAGAAGAAGCUCUGAAGGCAAUGACUGCCGAAAAGCAGGCUACACAGCAGCUGGUUACUCAACGAACAGAAGAAGUAAGAAGUCUUAAGAUGAGACUUCGGUUCCGUGAAGAACGAAUUAAGAGGUUAGAAGCAGUUGCUUCUGCAAAGCUAUCAGCUGAAACACAUCUUGUGCAAGAGAAGGAAGAACUUCUGAAGGAAAUAGAAGCUCUCUGCAACCAGGUUGACCGUAAUCCAGAAGUUACGAGAUUUGCCAUGGAGAACUUGCAGCUGAAAGAAGAACUCAGAAGAUUGCAGUUGUUUGUUGAAGAAGGUGAAAGAGAAAUGAUGAAUGAACAGAUAACUGUUUUGCAGGAUAAGUUAUUGGAGGCUCUGGAUUGGAAACUUAUGCAUGAAAAAGAUUCAGAUGUUGUUCAGCAGAACCUGUCAUCAUCUUGGGACUCUUUUGGAAAUGAAGAAAAUGAGUUCCUCCAUUUGCAGGCUAUUCAAAAUCAGAGGGAGAUAGAAGCACUUCGUAAAAACCUAUCGUCAUGUCUUGAAGCCAAAGAAAAGCUGGAAAGGCGUGUGGAUGAGUUAGGCUCACAGUUAGAAGAACAAAGGAAGUCUACUCAUGCUCCAUACGUAGGGGUCGAACUUCCACAAGCUAAUUGUGACAUCACUUCAGGAACAGGCAAGCUUUCUGAUGAUCAGAUAGAACUUAAAACGAUGGUGGAUGCAAUUGCAGUUGCUAGUCAGAGAGAAGUUGAAGCACAUGAAACAGCCAUUGCAUUGGCCAAGGAGAAUGAGGAAUUGCGUAUGAAGUUUAGUGUUCUUAUUGAGGACAACAAUAAGCUGAUUGAACUCUAUGAGAAUGCAAUUGCGGAAGGUGGUAAUAAUGAUGCAGGGAGCCUCAACAAAUUUGAGAAGUCUCUGGUGCAAGUUGACAUGUCGGCUGAAUUUAAUGAAAAUAGACAUGAAGAAUUCAACCAAGAAUUCCACCAUUCAGGAAAGAAGGAUAUCGAAAGUCUUGAGCACCAACUUUAUGAGAUGCAUGAAGAAAAUGAGAAACUGAUGGGCUUAUACGAAAAAGCCAUGAAAGAGAGGGAUGAUUUCAAAAGAAUGUUGGCUUCUAUGGAAUCCAGCAUAUCCUUAACCAAAGAAGAGAUUGUAUGUCCGGAAAAGCUAGUUGAAAUGGACGAAGAAACAGGCUGCCAGAAGCAAGAGACGGAGGAGUUGACGGAACAUCUAGCGGAAGUGCCAGAGAAAGUGCAGCAUUUGGUCAGAAAUAAUUUGGAGCUCGUACGAGAUAAGCUUGCUGCUGUACGGACAGAUCUCAGAUACUUUGGGAUACUCGAGAAGAACAUAACCGAUGUGAAAGAGCUUACAGAAAAUGUUGAAGAAGUAGAGCCUGGCAUUCAGUUAAAAGAACAAGAGAUCGAGGAACUCAAGCGUGUUCUGUCCCAGACACAGGAAAGAAAGACAGUCUUGGACAAGAAGUUUCUGGCUCUGAAACUUGCACUUGGGAGUUUUUCUUCUGAGGCACACUAUUGGGAACAGAGAGAAACCCGGGCUAGAACAAGGCUGAACGUGUGCUUUGAACAUUUGGAGCAAAAGAAAGAAGAACUAAGAUGUCUUCAAACUCGCAAGGAUGAAACUAGCACUGCACUGUCGAAGGCUCAACAUUCCGAAUCUCAGUUGAGAUGCAACAUAGAUUGUUUAAAGUCUAAGCUCCAUGAUUCAGAAACUCAAAGGAAGAAGACCGAACGAGUGCUGUUUGCGAUUGAUAAUAUGGAUACGGUCGACGUCGUCCCGGUGCAAAAGAACUUGAGUUUUGGUAAAGCAUCUGAACUGCUAAAGUGUGAGGAGGAGCGAAGCAAGCUGUCGGUGGAGAUGAAAAAGUUACAGGAACAGUUGGCUGUUGUACAAAAAGAAAUCGCAAGCUUCAUGAAGAAAAUUGAUGCAAUCGAUACUAAGAUGAAGAGCUACGAAAAUGGGAUAAAUACUGGACUGCUCUCACUGCAGGAAGCAGAAGUUGGGUUGCAACAGGUGAUGGAAGAGAAGAACAUGCUUUCAGAGAUGAGAGAGGCCGGAAAGGCUGAGCUGGCAAACCUGUUACUUGAGUUCCAGGAGUGUAUAUUUGUGCUGGACUUAAAAGAAGGUGAGAUUCAGCUGUGCCAGGAAACAAUGCAACAGGAAUCGACAAAACUGGAGGAGAUAAAAUCCAAGAGAGAUUUGGCCACACACAACUUGAAUCAGUUCCUGGAGAACAACAGAAGUGCAAUGGUGAUCUCCGACGAAGGAGUUUGCUCAGGGAUUGUGUCCGAAAAGCUAGAACAUGAGUUAAGCUGUGUUCAGAUGUAUCUUGAUGAAGUAAUUACCACCUGUUAGAACUGAUGGAUUGUUUGAUUAAUUCAGAUUCAUCACAGUGAUGGGUCGCUCAUUCAACUGCUCAAAAUUUGGUUUUGUGAUUUGCACGGACCCCUAUCGAUCUCGCUCGUGUUUUCC